GGAUGUUGCUUUUUGUGACUGCUCCGUGAUAUUGUCGACGGUGUGGUUUGUUUUAUCUGUGCACACAGGCUUUCGUGUCGCCUGUUAGCUUUUCGUUAAGCUGUAAUAGGUCAGUCUUUAGGGUGAUAGGCAUGUUUCCAGUAGUGGUGGUCCAUGGAGGGGCGGGUCACAUCCCGAAGGCGCGGUCAGAAAACUCCACUUCAGGUGUGCGCGCAGCAGCCCGCACAGGGUACACCAUCCUCAGGGAGGGGGGCAGCAGCAUGGAUGCAGUGGUAGAGGCUGUGACCCAGCUGGAGAAUAACCCCUCCUUUAAUGCAGGGUGUGGGUCUGUGCUGAACGUCAAAGGAGAGGUGGAGAUGGAUGCCAUUGUGAUGGAUGGGAAAACACUGGGUAGUGGUGCCGUGUCUGCUGUACGCAACAUAGCCAACCCUAUCCAGCUAGCAAGACUGGUUAUGGACAAGACAGCUCAUGCAUGUCUGACUGCAGAGGGGGCCAAUCAGUUCGCCCGGUCCAUGGGUGUCCCUGAGGUGCCUCUAGAGUCCCUCAUCACCGACUACUCUCGCAUGCGCUGGAAAAAGAACCUAGAACCUGAUGCCAACCCUGUGGAGUGCCAAAUGGGGAAGAUGGGCACGGUUGGAGCAGUAGCAGUCGAUAGUGAGGGCAACGUAGCCUGUGCAACCUCCACUGGUGGGAUGCUGAACAAGAUGGAGGGACGGGUGGGCGACACACCCUGCAUAGGUCAGUCCUCAAGCAUAUAGUUGGGAAUGAUAAGCCUUAAAGAGAGGGAGAGAGAGAGAGAAUCCAUAAGAAUGAGAGAGAGAUAUCAUAGUCUGACAACAAGGACCUUUGACCAGCAGAAGUUCGGCAUGUUUGGUUAAUUAAUAA
Etheostoma spectabile (orangethroat darter) is the source of this 885-nucleotide messenger RNA. RefSeq names its product asparaginase and isoaspartyl peptidase 1 (gene asrgl1). Gene Ontology annotation, molecular function: asparaginase activity. Bases 132 to 758 code for a protein of 208 amino acids. The transcript is spliced from 5 exons. Gene Ontology annotation, cellular component: cytoplasm. Lineage: Eukaryota; Metazoa; Chordata; Actinopteri; Perciformes; Percidae. The record is from RefSeq and is a predicted model, not a curated record.